GCAGAACGGCAGUCCUGAAUGCGAACUCAUUCUUUACGGUUGCCGAUGCCGAGUAUCCUCUCCCUUGGCCUGUGGUGCAAUUCUAUGAGGAAGUGAAGUUGCCUGAAUCUGGUUUGCAACCAUUGCUUUAUGCCGAUGUUACGGAUGUUACUUGCUACCACAGACGUGGGGUUCGUGCUUAUCUAUAUUGACACCGAGAAUAACUUAUGUUCCAACACCGUCACAUUUCCAAGAGUGUUAGUCAUGAUUAUUUGGUCUUGUGCAUACGAACAAGGAGUGACCAAGUCCGCUUUGGAAAUCGGAUAUGGGCGCGAUGUGAGCGAAAUCCGGGAUCCAUCGAAGGCGGGCCACUUCGAUUGUCAGUGAUGCCAGCCCCUGCCAUGGAUACGAUCAAAUUUUCCUUUGAGCGCUCCCGACUCAAAGGAGAGAACGAUGUAGCGAUCAUGGAGUUGGCAUUUGACAGCCUGCAAGUGAUACACGUGGCGGAACUCCUUCACAUUAUUCACAUAGUAUCUCCUGAUUAUCGGCUCGGGUCUCAUAACUGUUGGUGGUUUGCGGCUGUCGCCAUCGGUUCACUCCAAGUAUUUGGGAACGAUUGGACUAUACAGCCAAGUCGUGAUUGGAUCAAGUCCGCUGUCAAAGUCCUGGGAAGAAACACUGAAGAGUCAACUCAGAGAGUGCUAAGCCUAUUCGUGGAGAAAUGGAAUAUUGCAAGCGUGGUCGAUAUCACCCCCCUCACCGAUGACAGGACAUGGCUGGAAAACCGCUCCCGCCGACGUCAAGUUUAGUGUUCUUUUCGAAUGAUCUGACUUUUCGUGUUAUUGCCUUACACAUCAUGCAUCAUGCGGUUUUUACUCUUAGAUCCGGCACUUCACUGCCAACGCUGGAACCCCCUACAUGCAGACGCAUGCCCCAGAACCCACCCAUUACCCGAACCCGGUGACAGAUGUCGUCCACGAAAGCCCGGCUUCUUCAAAUCUUCCUGAGAUUCCGGGCACAGCUACUCAGCCAUCAAAUGCUCACCCCGGCCACCAUCCGAUGUCGCAUCAACGAGUGAGUGCCUUUAUUGACACGGGAAAAAAAAAG
Cantharellus anzutake is the source of this 1086-nucleotide messenger RNA. RefSeq lists its product as uncharacterized. Lineage: Eukaryota; Fungi; Basidiomycota; Agaricomycetes; Cantharellales; Hydnaceae. The transcript is spliced from 4 exons. Bases 207 to 788 code for a protein of 193 amino acids. The record is from RefSeq and is a predicted model, not a curated record.